AUGCGGUGUUACAAAAUCAAGAAGUAUGUGCUUGAUAAUGUGUUUGAUGAUGUGUUUGAUGGUGUGCUUGGUGGUGUGUUUGAUGAUGUGCUGUGUGGUGUGUUUGAUGGUGUGUUUGAUGAUAUGUUUGGUGAUGUGUUUGAUGGUGUGCUUGAUGGCGUGUUUGGUGGUGUGUUUGAUAGUGCAAUUGAUGGUAUGUUUGAUAGUGUGAUUGAUGGUAGGUUUGAUGAUAUGUUUGGUGAUGUGCUUGAUGGUGUGCUUGAUGGUGUUUGUGGUGUGUUUGAUGCUGUGUUUGGUGGUGUGUUUGAUGGUGCGUUUGAUGGUGUGUUUGGUAGUGUGUUUGAUUGUGUGUUUGGUGGUUUGGUUGAUGGUGUGUUUGUGUUUGAUGAUAUGUUUGGUGAUGUGUUUGAUGGUGUGCUUGAUGGUGUUUGUGGUGUGUUUGGUGGUGCGUUUGAUGGUGUGUUUGGUGGUGUGUUUGACUGUGUGCUUGGUGGUGUGUUUGGUGGGGUGCUUGGUGGUGUGUUUAAUGGCGUGUUUGGUGGUGUGCUUGGUGGUGUGUUUCAUGGUGUGCUUGAUAAUGUGGUUGAUGGUGUGUUUGAUGCUGCGCUUGAUAGUUUGUUUGGUGGUCUGUUUGAUGGUGAGUUUGGCGGUGUGUGUGAUGGUGUGUUUGAUGAUCUGUUUGAUGGUGUGUUUGAUGGUGUGUUAGGUGAUAUGUUUGGUGAUGUGUUUGAUGCUGUGCUUGAUAGUGUGUUUCGUGGUGUGCUUGGUGGUGUGUUUGAUGGUGUGUUUGAUGAUGUGUUUGUUGGUAAAAUUGAUGGUAUGUCUGGUGAUGUGUUUGAUGGUGUGUUUGAUAGUGUGUUUCGUGGUGUGUUUGAUGGUGUGUCCCGUGGUGUGUUUGAUGGUGUGCUUUGUGGUGUGUUUGAUAAUGUAUUUAAUGGUGAGCUUUGUGGUUUGUUUGAUUGUGUGCUUGGUGGUGUGGUUGAUGGUGUGAUUGAUGGGGUGCUUGGUGGUGUGUUUGAUGGUUUGUUUAAUGGUGUGAUUGGUGGUGUGCUUGGUGGUGUGUUUGAUGACGUGUUUGGUGGUGUGCUUAGUGGUGUGUUUGGUGGCGUGUUUGAUGGUGUGUUUGAUGGCGUGUUUGGUGAUGUGUUUGAUAGUGUGAUUGUUGGUCUGCUUGGUGGUGUGCCUAAUGAUGUGUUUGAUGGCGUGUUUGGUGGUGUGCUUGCUGGUGUGUUUGGUGGUGUGUUUGAUGGCGUGUUUGGUGGUGUGCUUUGUGAUGUGUUUGGUGGUGUGUUUGAUGGCGUGUUUGGUGGUGUGAGUGGUUGUGUGCUUGGUGGUGUGUUUGAUGGCGUGUUUGGUGGUGUGCUUUGUGAUGUGUUUGGUGGUGUGUUUGAUGGUGAGUUUGGUCGUGUGCUUGGUGGUAUGUUUGGUGGUGUGUUUGAUGGCGUGUUUGGUGGUUUGGUUGGUGGUGUGUUUGAUAGUGUGCUUGGUAGUGUACGUGGUGGUGUGCUUGGUGGUGUGUUUGUUGGCGUGUUUGGUGGAGUGUUUGAUGGUGUGUUUGGUGGUGUGCUUAGUGGUGUGUUUGGUGGUGUGUUUGAUGGCGUAUUUGGUGGUAUGCAUGGUGGUGUGUUUGAUAGUGUGCUUGGUGGUGUGCGUGGUGGUGUGCUUGGUGGUGGGUUUGGUGGCGUGUUUGGUGGUGUGUUUGGUGGUGUGCUUGGUGGUGUGUUUGGUGGUGUGCGUUAUGGUAUGUUUGAUCUCUCGUUGAUGCUGCACUUUGAUAAUAUACCAAGAAUGGUCAGAUUCCAGCAUCAAACAGCCAUUCCGCUUAGAACGUGCUAG
Messenger RNA from Liolophura sinensis, 1836 nucleotides. RefSeq lists its product as uncharacterized. The transcript is spliced from 2 exons. Lineage: Eukaryota; Metazoa; Mollusca; Polyplacophora; Chitonida; Chitonidae. The record is from RefSeq and is a predicted model, not a curated record. Bases 1 to 1836 code for a protein of 611 amino acids.